Molecule: messenger RNA, 3172 nt
Organism: Cannabis sativa
Lineage: Eukaryota; Viridiplantae; Streptophyta; Magnoliopsida; Rosales; Cannabaceae
Product: multicopper oxidase LPR1
Exons: 2
Coding region: 322-2076 (584 amino acids)
Molecular function (GO): copper ion binding; oxidoreductase activity
Source: RefSeq, a predicted model, not a curated record
CAUUACUAAUACUUAGUCAGUUACCACCAUAUUUUCACUUGAUCUCAUUUCUAAUAUCUCUCCUAAAACCAAACAAAUACCCACCAUAAAUCUUCUUUUACCAUUCAAAGAUAUCCAUUAGAAAAGAAUUCUCUCUCUCCCUCACACACACACACACAUAACAAACACAUAUAUAUUUCUGUACACACAAGAGACCAAAAGAAACUACUCUCUCUCUCUCUCUCUCUCUCUCUCUUAUGUGUAGUUCUAUAUGGAGAAGGAAGGACACAAAAAAGGUGAACAUAUAUAGUAAGCAAAACUAGUAUAGCUAAUUGGGGUUCGAUGAUGAUGAUGAGUAGUAGUACUCGUUACAUGUUAUUAUUUGGUUUGGUAAUAGUAUUAGAGUUGAGUGGUGAGUCAUGGGGAGAAGACAGGCUACUAAAUCCAGGGAAGUUGAAAAUGUUUGUUGAUGAGCUUCCAGAGAUGCCGAAGAUCCCAGGUUUCCAUCUCUCUAGUCACGGUCUUCCCAAAUCUAAGUCUCUCAAAAUCGGCAUGUUCAUGAAGAAAUGGAAAUUUCACAGGGACCUCCCGCCGACUCCAGUUUUCGCCUACGGUGAGUCAAAGUCAAAGGCAACAGUUCCAGGUCCGACGAUCGAGGCCGUACAAGGGGUAGACACGUUUGUGACGUGGCAAAAUCAUCUCCCUUCAAAGCACAUACUCCCGUGGGACCCAUCUAUCCCGACAGCCAAGCCACUCAACAAGAAGGGCGUCCCCACCGUGGUCCACCUCCAUGGCGCCAUCGACGAGCCAAGCAGCGACGGCAACUCCAACGCUUGGUUCACCAACGGAUUCAAGGAAGUGGGUCCCACCUGGACCCAACGGACCUACCGCUACCGAAACCUUCAGCACCCGGGAAAUCUCUGGUACCACGACCAUGCCAUGGGAUUGACACGCGUCAACCUUCUGGCCGGUCUAAUCGGGUCGUACAUUGUUCGCCACCCCGAAAUAGAAACCCCACUCGGCCUUCCUUCAGGCCCUGAGUUUGACCGGACUUUGAUGGUUUUUGACCGUAGCUUUCGUUCCGACGGUUCUAUUUACAUGAACUCUACUGGGAAUAACCCGUCGAUCCAUCCACAGUGGCAACCCGAGUAUUUCGGCGACGCCAUAAUAGUGAAUGGAAAAGCUUGGCCGAGAUUGAUCGUACGACGUCGUAAGUACCGGUUUCGGAUUAUUAACACGAGUAAUGCUCGGUUCUUCCGGUUCAAAUUCUCUAACGGUCUUCAGUUCAUCCACGUCGGAUCUGAUUCGGCUUACCUCAGUAGACCGGUAUUCACCAAUGACAUUUUACUGGGGCCAUCUGAGAUCACUGAUGUAAUUGUUGAUUUUUCAAAGUCGAACAGUAGUAGUGUUAUUUUAACCAACGACGCACCGUAUCCUUACCCUUCUGGCGACCCGGUCAACGAAUCCAACAAUAAGGUUAUGAAGUUUGUUAUCAAAAGAUAUCGAGAUGUUGACACGUGGCGAGUGCCUAAAAAGUUGAUUGAUUAUCCGAAGCCGGAUUUAUCCAGUGCUACGCGCACACGGUACAUUGCUAUGUACGAGUACACUAGCGAAACAGACGAGCCGGUUCAUCUUUAUCUGAAUGGGAAGCCGUACGAGGCUCCUGCUACGGAGACGCCCAAGGCAGGGACGGCUGAGAUUUGGGAGGUUAUCAAUCUAACGGAGGACAAUCACCCGCUGCACAUUCACCUAGGAUUGUUUGCUGCGAUAGAGGAAAGGGAGUUAGUGGACUUGGACAAAUUCAAGAGCUGCAUGACUAAACAAAAUGACGCCGUUAAGUGCCAGAUCAGCAAACAUGCACGUGGCAAAAUUUCACAGGUGCAGGCUCACGAGAGUGGGUGGAAGAAUGUGUACAAGAUGAAACCCGGUGUUGUAACUAAGAUUUUGGUGAGAUUUUCUUACAUACACUCCAAUGCAUCGUAUCCUUUUGAUGCAACUGAGGAACCUGGUUACGUCUACCAUUGCCACGUAAGUACAUUAUUUAAUCUUUUGUUUAAGCGUACGAGAAAAUAUGAGAUUUUCCUUUUCGAUUGUUAGUGGUCAAGUCAAAAUUUGUAAAAGAGAAGUCCUCUUUCUGCCAGUUGUUUUUUUUUAAAGAAAAAAGAAAGAAAUCUUUUGCCAGUUCACUUUGAGAAAAUUCGGGUUGGAAAUUACGUAGAGGGGAAUGGGAAUCCAAACAAGAAAAAGUGAGAGAGAGAUGAACUAGUUUUCAGUGAUUGAUAUUCAGAAGAGGUAAAUGACAAAUUUAUGAUGAUAAAAUCAAGAACAAAAAUACAAAUUGUUCAUUCCAAUAAGUUUAGGAAGUCACGGGUGGGAACGUACAAAUGGAGUGUUUAUAAUUUUAUAAUUAUUGUUUUCUUUUUCUUUUUUUUAUUGUCAAUGUUAAGGGGAAGUGUUUAUAGUUAAUAUAUGAAGUCUCCCUAUAUUUGAAUAUGUAAAGAUUUAAUGAUGUGUGUAUGGGCGACUCCAACCUAUAAUUGAUCCAUGGCCAGGCAUUGUAAAUAGCUUUUGAGCUCAAUCAUAUGGUUGAGUUCAAAUUAUUAAUGGCCAAUUAUAAAUAAAUGGUUUGCUGAAGUCACUAUUUUUAUUACGCAAUAAAUUAAAUAGUCACUAUCACACACACUAUAUAAGUAGCAAUAGCCUAUAAUUUUUCUUUUUUUAAAAAAAAAAAAAAAAUAUAUAUAUGCGCAUAUAUAACUUUUUUUUUUUUUUGAUAGCUUAUAUAACUAUUCUUUUAUUAGUGUAAUCAAAAUUACAAAGUGGUACACCUUAUUUUAUUUUAUUUGAUGUGUACAUUUGCAGAUAUUGGAUCAUGAAGACAAUGCCAUGAUGAGGCCAUUAAAAAUCAUCAAAUGAGGAGCUUCCAAUGGUAGAAGUAGAGACGAGCAAACCAUUGCUACUCGGUUUUAAAUGUAACAGUCUUUUCAAACUUUUUAGGGCAUAUUAACUUUGUUUACUCAUAAAGGAAAAAGGGAAAAAAAAAAUGGAGAUGUAAAUGAAGAGAGGAAAAAAGGGGUUUGGAGAAAAGAAGGAAUAAAAUAUUUAGUUUAUUAUUUUCAUCCAGUUUAAUAAUAAUAUAAUAUGUGUAUGACCAAUAAUUCUACUUUUAUUUUAGUAGGAUGAUCAAGAAUUC